Dentiscutata heterogama is the source of this 335-nucleotide messenger RNA. The record is from the annotation of a GenBank genome assembly. Lineage: Eukaryota; Fungi; Glomeromycota; Glomeromycetes; Diversisporales; Gigasporaceae.
AUGCUUCAUAAUUUUGGAAACUUUGUUAUCAAAACUUCUUAUGAGGGCAUAAAGAGUAUGGCCGCUAUUCGAGAACAUUAUCAGAAAAUCUCUAGUGAAAUUGCCAAAAUCAUUAAAAGAGCUUGGGAUGACGAACUUUCUGCGCGUCCUUUAGACUUAGAAGUUUCUUGGGAAUGUUUUAAUUGUCAUGCAAAUAUUGGAAGUAACGAAGCUAAAUAUUGGAAGGGUUAUUAUCUGUUAACUGGAAUGAACGGAUCUAAGGAUCCUGAAGCAGCUCUCUGUCUCUUUAAGGAAGCGGCGGAUAAUGUUAUUGCCGAUGCUCGACUCCGUUACGC